AUGGCUGCGACAGCGAGAUCCGAUUCAGAGAUGAAACAGAAGUGUAAAAAGAUGCUAAAUAGUAAAGGAAAAAUGGAUCCAAUUGAAAGAUUAAGAUUACAGUGCCUCAGUCGUGGUUCGGCUGGCAUAAAAGGCAUAGGAAGGUAGGAACUUAACGUUAUCAUUUUGUGUAGCUGACAGUCACCUUCAUCUGCAAAACUUGUUUACCUGGAAGAAUUGCCGCAUGGUGUUUUCCUUUUUUAAGGCUUUCUUUGGUUGUACACGGUUGGUGUCAAAUUGUGACGGAGGGGACGGAAUUUGACGAAUUUUUAUCCAUGAAUUAGGCCGAGAAAAUAGGCUUCCCAGAAUACGAAAUUGUACUGUAUAAAGCUUUGAUAGGGCUUUAUGAACUAUGCCUGAAGCAAGUGAAUGGAAAAUGCAAUCCAUGCAGUUUAGAACGCAGAAGAAAGAAUGGUGCAAUGUAGUCAUUUAGAUCAAACAAACUCUCACUAUUUCAAUUUGCUUUCUACAUGCAAAAAUAUGUAAACAAGUCAAUUCAUAACACAAUUAUGUUUUAUCCUAGUGCAAUCAUAUUCCACUUUUACUUAGAAUCAUUUUUCAUAUUCGUAGUAGUACUUAAACAUCAUUCAAUAGUUUCACUGAUCUUAGUAAUAGCACAUGAUUGCUGCGAGUCCUCCCCCUCGCCCCUCAGUUAAGCUGUGGUUUCUUGGGUGUCCUGUUGCUAUAUGGGCAUUACAACGUGGAUAUAUAUUUGUAAAGAUGAUGUUUAGCUUGCCUAGUCCCUGUACGGCGUUUUCUCAGUCCCUCUCGGUCAAUUCGUUUCUGUGACGUAUCUGAGGCGAACGGGCGGGAAAUGCCUAGACAAAAACAGAAUGCGCAUGCGUGCGUUACUUUUUGAAAUUCAAAGAUGACGUUAAUGUUGUGAGCAGCAAGCAAGCAGGCAGCAGGAGAUUUUGGUUAUUAACCACUCUUGUGGAUAUUUGUAGGAUCGACUUUUGCUGACCGGCUUUGAAAAGUCAUCAGAAUGUUAUUCAUAGUCCUAUGAAGAUUUAUACUGCUCCUUCAAUCUCAUUAUUCCAACUGAGCUAUCGGAGUUUGCCACUCGCGAAUUUUCAAAGUAAACACAAUAUUGACCCGUGUAUUGUAAACUUAGACCUCAAAUCUUGAAUAAUUAGAAAAACCAUACUUUCAAAUAAAAUUCAUGAGCUGCUGCCCAGAAACUGAAUCUAAAAUUAAAAAUCCUAUAAAAUUCCGGACAUUCACAGACGUGAUGCGUGUUUGCUAUGUUUUUAGCCAUUAUUUCUCCUAGUUCCAGCUGUAGUUCUUACUCUUGAAACGAGUGAAGUGUCCGCCAUUUUAGUUUUUACAGCGAAAAAAACUCAAUCUUGUCCCCAGGUCUUCUUGGUUAACGGUGCAUUAAGUUUAACGUGUAGAAGGCUGCAUUUUUGACAUCAUUUCCUCGUUAAACACAAAAUUCUCCCAAAUUUGGUAAUAAGUAACUGGUUAUGGUGAAUUAUGGGUGUGCUUUUAGCCAAUCAGAAUUAGGGAAAUAUUUUGAAUGAAUAAUAAUGUUAUUUAUUUACUGUCCUGGCCCCAGUUGUUUAAAAGGUGGAUAGCGCUAUCUGCUGGAUAGAUCUCUCUCCAGUGGAUAGUGCAAUUGGUUUCCCUAAUACUUAUCCACUGGAUAGAGAUUUAUCCAAUGCAUAGUGCUAUCCAGCUUUUGAACAACUGGGGCCAGGUGUCAAAAUCUUAUUGAGAUCCUACUGGAAGCUCAUUAGUUGAAUUAUGUACAGAAUACUUUUUAAAGGUAAAUGUUUUAUUUCUGUUUUCUUUCUCCACCAGAGUUUUCAGAAUAAUGGAUGAUGAUGCAAAUCGAACGCUGGAUUUUAAUGAGUUCAAAAAGGGUAUUCGUGAAUAUGGCCUUCAUCUUGAACCAAAGGUAUCUUUGCAAUUUGACAUACUUCUUUGCCGGUGCUGGACUGCAAAAUAAAGUUUCUAUCUUUGCAAUGAUCUUGAAUAUUUACAUAGCACCCUGGGGCCACGUAGUUAACCUACAAAAAUAAGGAGCUUAAGCAAUGAUGAUGGUAAAAACACAGUUGGGUUAGAUUGGCAAAACAACGACUCUGCUCAUUCAUCAUGCUUUUUUGUACAUUUCUUUGCUGUCGGUGCAUGUCUAUGACUUGAAGCUUCCUAAUGUCGUGUUUUGUAGAGGAUGGGAGUACAAGACAACGAUUUCCUCUUUCUUUUGUGAAGUCAGGUAUAGUCCUUUAAAAUCCAACUCCUGAAAAAAUCGCCAACCUAUGACAAACUAUAAGAGUUGGGAUGAAUUUGAAACAGCAAGAAUCCUAUUUUUUCGGCUGAAGUUUUUGUCGCUGUUGCUGUUGUCAUUGCUUAAGCUCUCUAAUGUCACCUGACAAGGGGGCAACGAAUCUAGUGACAAACAUACAAGAUGACUCAAAAGAGUGUAUGUUGUGGUUUUGUUUUAUCCUUGGUUUAAGUUUUAUUUUCCUUUGCAGCCCUGCAAGUAGCGACCAUUUUGGUCAUGGCCCCUAAAAGUUUGUAAAAAAGUCUCCCUAAGCCAAAACAGUUGGUGGCCAAAUGGCAACCAAGCAAAAACUUUAACUUGGGGGGUUGCUUUGUAAGUUCCAGACUCAUUACCAUGUAUAACCAUAACCAAACCCAAAGUAAAAUAGUACGAUUAAAAACCAGUGCAAGGACACAAUUGAACCACAACCGAUAAACUAUCACUCAUUGCUUUAAAGUCUUUAAUCGACUUCUUCAUGUACAUAUCCUUUUGUUGGUCUCAUUUGUGAGUGGAUCUUUUAUAUUAUUUAUUAUUGUAGGAGUUGAAGGAAAUGUUCCAAGCAUUCGAUGCGGAUGGCAGUAAUGUUAUUGACUUUGAUGAGUUUCUCCUUGCCCUCAGAGUAAGUUGAAGACUUACAUGUAGUUAAAUUAAUCCGGAUUAUUAGACAGAGGAGAAAAGAACUAUUUAAUUUGCCUCAUGUAUGAAAUUCAUUUGAGAGAACUUCAUUUAUAAGAUAUCUUUAUUGUUCCCCUAUUCCUUAUCCACUGGUUAAACCCAUCAUCAAUUAUAGAUGGGUGAGGGGAUGGUGGUGUGACCAUUCAAUUACAACCUCUCACUUACAGCUGUACUUUCAUCUGGUGUUAUUUGUUUUGGACGUUGUUCUAUCCUUUGAGUCUGUGGACAAAGUCCUAUGGUGUAACCAUUUGAAUGCAACCUCUUACAGUGUAGCUAGUACUUUAACAUGGUACUAUUUGUUUUGUAAAAACUGUGCAUGCGACAAUCCCGAAAGGUAAUAUGGGAUAUGAUCAACGCACUUUUCCUGACACUCAAAGCUGUCAAAUCUACUUUUGUUGCUUUCCUUUAGCACUUGAAAACAUACGUCCAUGGCCUCUUGUGCCAUUCUCACAAAUUUCUUUGAAAAACAGUGAACUCAAAAUCACCCACAGUACCUUUCGGGAUUGUUGUGUGCACUUUUUCCGACAACCUUUCUUGAAAUAGCUAUAUGUACAAUCAUGUACAUGUAGUUCUAUCAUUUGAGUCUGUGGACAAAAUCCUACAGUGUGACAUUUCAAAUGCAUCCCCUCAGGUACUACUUUUACGUGGUGCUAUUUGUUUUUCAGCGUUUUACAUCUAGAAAUUAUUUUUGUUGAAUGAUGACUUUUGGCCCUGGGUGAUAAUUCAAGCAUUUACAAUACUGUGAUGUACGCCAGGGUUUUCAAUGAGAACCGGUGGCCGGCGAAAUUGGCUAGCUAUUUCACAUAAACCAGCAUGCUUUUCUUUGGAAAUUACCCUAGUUUAAGUAGUUGGGUAUUGAUGUGCUGUCACUGAAUAAAAGUGAAAAAGUGUCUUUUUUCUGUCCAAACACUCUAUUUUUUGCUCCAGAAUGCUGGAAAUGCAUUGUAAGAGGGCCAGAUUUCAAUUUUAUUUUUUCAGAAACUUGCAACUUUGCCGUGAGUUUUGUUUUCCUUCUUCACCAACUCCAAAGCUUCUGCCACCUACCUAAAAUCUCAUUGAAAACCAUCAUGGUACAUGUACACCCUGAUAUUCAAUCUUUACUCUUGCUCUGCAGCCACCCAUGAGCAAGGCACGUAAGAAUAUUAUAAAUGAAGCAUUUAAUAAGUUAGACAAGACUGGAGACCAGGUCAUAACAGUGGAAGAUCUUAGAGGGUAUGUACUACUACAUGUACACUGACACCAUCCUGUACACUAUUGUCUGUCAGUUCCAGUAAUAUUUUAGUGGUUAACACUUACAGUUGCCGUAGCUGUGAAUUCAAGCCGUUCAAUCACAUUGAUGUAGAUAAGAAAUAAUCGAUUAAUGGAUACUGAUGACAUACUAUACUACUUGGGAAUAAGCUUUAUCCUAUUUUGUGUGCGUGUGUGUUGGAGGGAGGAGGGGACCAAUGACACUACGAAACAAGUUCCAGUAAUUCAAACGUUGAAUAGCGCUGUCCACCAGGCCCUGGUUGUUCAAAGGUUUGAUAGCAUUAUCCCACUGGAUAAGUCACUAUCCAGCUUAUUAAUAAGUAUUAGGGAAACCAAUUGCAUUAUCCAUCGCAGAGAGAUUUAUCGCGUGGAUAGCAUUAUCCACCGUUUGAGCAUUCUUGAUGCCUACUCAAAGGUACGGUACUACCCUCUUGUGAGAUGAGAAGUUUGUCCAGUCCUUGGGGUUGCCAAUCCAGGCGGACUUGGGGUGGGAGGGGUGACUCCUUCCCUUAACCUUGGACCCUGAUUUGACAACUAUUGUUUUCAAAGGAAGUGAUCUACUAUAAGUGCUGAUUUACGUAUUUUCAAUCGUUUAAUUUUUUAAUUUUUUGCAGAGUAUACAAUGUGAAGGCACAUCCAAAAUAUCAAAAUGGUGAAAUGACAGAGGAUCAGAUUUUCACGAAAUUCUUAAACACCUUUGAAGUAGGUGGUGAUGUGGAUGGAAAGGUGAGUUAACCCUUUAAGCCCCAAUAUCCACAUACAAAUUCUCCAAACUGAUCUCCAUAGAUUUUCUUAAGAAUUAUUUGAGAGAAUUUUAUAAAAGAUCAUGGCAUUUUCCCUUUGGUGAUCAUUUUAGUAAUUCUCAUAACCAUUCCUCUUGACAAUGUAUGCAUAUUAUUAGGAGAAAAUUGUUUUUUGUCACUAUUGGCACGUAAAGUGUUAAGGCUUGUCUCAGUUGAAGAAGAUUCUCUCUGGUUUUGAGAAAUGUGUGUUUCAAAAGCACAAAGCUUCGCUGCAGUCUCCGUCAAAUGAGAAAGACUUGCUAAGGGUGCUUUUCACUUUAAAGCUACAGUUGUUUCUUUUACUAUUGAAGGUUUUUUUUUUACAAUCCGCUCAUGGUUUGAAGGUGUACUUAAAAAGGUCUGAGUGUUUGAAAACUGAAACUGUUGUCAAUGUUGGCACCAUUUGUCAAUAUAAUUACAGUGGGGAGCGAAGCGUUUUCAUAAAUAAACAAGAUCAAUUUUUUCCCCAAGGGUAAACGGCUAUUACUAACUGAAAAUCCAGGUCUGGAAAUUCAAUGUACACAUCUUGGAUUGAACUUAAAAAGAUAAUAUUAAUUAUUGUUCAUUCAAAAAUAUUUCUUCGUUUCUGAUUGGCUUAAAUCUUCAAGCUAAGUCUUCAUAACCAGGUAGCAUUGACCAAAUUAAUUUGGAAGAUGUUUGCCAAUAUAAAUACAAUUGACGUCAAUCAUCUUGAUAUGGACAGAAAAAAGGACGCACGGCCUAUUUUAACAGUGCAGAGCUGUGUCAGAAGUUCUGUUACAAGAAGUAUUUCGGAAUUGAAAAUAUAUGAAAUGAAUCAUGUAUAUACGAUAGAUUCGCAUAUCGUUAUCCGCAGUCCAAAACAUGAUUCAUGAUCAUUUCAUUAUUUCAAUUCAUAUCAUUUCCACUAUCGUGUAAUUACGUCAAUUGUCUUGAUAUCGACAAAACAACGGGCGCACGACCUAUGUUAGCAGUUCAGUUUUGUGUGUCAGAAGUUGUGUUACAAGAUUAGAAUAAUUAUCUAUUCUUUCUGAAUUGAAAUGAAAUGAAUCAUAUUUUGAACUACGGAUAAAGAUAUGUGUACACGAUCUUCGCAUAUCAGAUAUCUUAAUAAUCCGCGUUUAAAAUAUCAUUUAUUUCAUUAUCUCAAUUCAUGUCAUUUCCACCAUCGAUUGCGAACUCACAAUGACCUGCUCUCCAGUUGGCGUGAUUAGCUCAAUAGAUAUAGCGUUGGGUCCGGUCACCGCAAGGGUCAGGGUUCCAUUCCCGGUCCAGCCUGAAUUUUAUCAGGUUCUUUUACAACCGGGUUGUUCCAUUCCCGAAUCCAGUCCACAACAAACACAACUCACGAAAAGUUUCUUGUCAGAUGAAAGGAAAACCGGACAAAAAUGUACCGUUUCACAGUGCAUCAAAAACAGACAUGACAUGACACUGGUACGGUUAUUUUACUUCAGAAGAUAAUGAAUAGACACCGGUAAGCUUUACUGCUAUUUAUACACUGUUAUAUUAUAUGUAGUCCUUCAUACGACACUGUAAAACUUGAAACUUCAUUGCAGGCGAAACGACUUAGAUCGUGUAGGCGAAUCGACCUGGAUGUAGGCGAAACGACUUGUAGGCAAAACGACCGGUUUCCCGAAGGUCAUGUUCGCUUUCAUAAAAUAUCUUUCUGUUGAUAUUCCGUUUUAGAUAACAAGAGAUGAAUUCAUGAAUUACUAUGCAGGAGUCAGUGCAUCUAUAGAUAAUGACGCGUAUUUUCUACUUAUGAUGAAAAAUGCGUAUAAGCUAUGAAUACUACACCCAGCCCUUUUGUCGAACUGCGCAUAUUAGCCGAGGCUGGGCUCACCGUGGAGGCACAUUCGUUCUGCGUAUAUAGAAUAUGAAUUGCUAUGGACUGCAGAAGGAUGAAAUAUAUGUACGCCCACCCUUUAGCAGGCUUCAUACCCAAGACCAGGCGACCGUUAAUUCGAACUUAUUAAUUAGAUAUCAGCUAUAGGAGCUGUGGAACUUACUUCGUUGAUGACGUUUAAUGCUUUUUAAUUCAUAUAGACACUUGCUACGUUGCCCCUGCCAGGGUUCUAUCUAGGAUUUAU
This is a messenger RNA of Porites lobata, 7079 nucleotides long. NCBI's taxonomy places the organism in Eukaryota, Metazoa, Cnidaria, Anthozoa, Scleractinia, Poritidae. The record is from the annotation of a GenBank genome assembly.